UUGGCAGUGGUGCAUAUGCACCAAUCCUUCUAGAAUCGUUGGCACCGCGAAUAUUUACACACAAUUCAACAACACGGAAAGUGGCAUAAGCCGCUAACAAAAAUCGAUCGUGGUGCGCUAGUGCUAAUCAAAAAUGAAUUGGUACCCCCUAAGCAGUGGCGUUUGGUAGGAAAAUGUUUUGUACAUAAUACUUGUUGUAUAAUUUUUAGAAUAAUAAUAAAUAAUCUUAAGAUGGUUGCACGACCAAAAUCAAAAUUUCACGAGAAUUGCGGUUAACUGGAUUCACGAAUUGGUCCCUACCGUUUGGUGACGCCCCCUCCAUCCACAUAAGGGUCACGGGUAGAUGGACCAGAGAGUUCGAGUUAGCAAGAGUUGACUUCAAGACUUCGAGGGUUUUAGUCUAACAUCGUGACCAGAUUCUUUUCAUCUCUCGUGAGUGCCACAUUAGUGGCAAAAAAGCGGUACCGCCAUCCCUUGUGAGAACGGUCUACCCCUACGUCGGGAUACUCGUAAUUGGAAAUGUCCGAUGUAGAAACAGAGGCAAUUAGCUCUUCAGUAGUUAUUGAGGUUAUUGAUCAGUUGAACGAAGCAUUCCCUGAAGUCGGAGAAGUGGCCGAACACUUAAGAAAACCAACUGAUGACAAUGAUCCUGUUGUCAACGAUGCCACAGUCAACUCCGAAGAGGUCGUCGUUCCAGCAGUUGUGACCAGUCUUGAAGAACACUUCAGAAGAAGUUUUGUGAAUUUCCAACCUAGAGUGGUUGUGAUGGUCAAUUCACAAAACUUGGUUUCUUCAUCUGACGACAGCGACAACGACCGCGAGUUGUACAGCUACCCUUCGCAUUCAAACCAUGGGAUGAAACGCUUGAGAAGCGGUUCACCAUUCAUGGUCAAUGAGUCUUUACCACCAGAAAGACAAAAAAAUCGAUUGUAAAAAAGUGUUGACAAUGAAAAUUUAGAUGCUAUUGUUGACACACCAUGUGCCCGAGGAACGAUUUUACAUUGAAGAAAAGAAUCCUCUUCCGGAAUGUCGAUGUAAUCGAGCACAAAAAUCAACUGAUCUGUGUCCUCUUCAUGAAGUCGACUUUUACAAACAUUAAUGUCAAUCGGGCUAAUAUGAAAUAUGGGCCACUGUAUUUUUUUAGACCCCGAACAGACAGUUGAACAACGAGUUGGCAACGCUAGGCGUCAAAGAUUGAACGUAGCGCUAAUUGAGUUGAUCACAGAACAGCGGCAGGAGGUCAUUCCAUUUGCUCACGUGUAUCGUCAUUUGCAUGAUGUCUACGAAGAGCAAAGAGUGGGAGAUGCUGUGUGUCUCGAAUUUGUCGAACAACAUCGUAAUCGAAACAAUCGUGAGCAUGAUCCACCUGCAAUCAAUGAAGUUUGUUUGUUGUUGCAAAUUACGAUGAAAACAAUCCGCCAAAUCCAUGGAUGAGAGUUUUCUUGAGAAAUCACGAAUUUGAUUCGAUAAGCGAAUUUUGUGAUCCAUUAUCAUAUCCUUUGCUUUUUCUCAGAGGAGAUUUGGGCUGGCACAACAAGAUUCCAUUGGUGAAUCAAAGAAGAAGAGCCAGGCAGCCGGCCAACGAAUUGUUUGAAUUUGAUGUUGGUGGUCCUGGAACCAUUGCUGAACAAUUCUUGCGGUGUGAAUGCUGCUAUUGUCAUGCACAAAAAUCGGCGGUUCAUCCCGAAACAAAUUUUCGAUUUCGGGAAGAAGAUGGUUUUCAAGCGUGUUAAUAUGGCCGGCCAAAUCGGCAGAUUUGAACCCAAUUGAAAAUCCAUGGGCUGAAAUGGUUCGGCAGUGGAACGACAACUUUAUUGGGGUCCGACCCCAAUCGUCAUGAAUUGACAGAUAAUGUAAAUGAAGUUUGGGGGCAAAUAAGGCGAACAAAUUUGUGUGAAACCUUAGUCAAUUCUAUGCCACGCAGAUUGCAGGUAUGCAUUGACGCCGAAGGCUACUACAUUAAUUAUUAGA
Messenger RNA from Tribolium madens (black flour beetle), 1971 nucleotides. RefSeq lists its product as uncharacterized. NCBI's taxonomy places the organism in Eukaryota, Metazoa, Arthropoda, Insecta, Coleoptera, Tenebrionidae. The transcript has 3 exons. The record is from RefSeq and is a predicted model, not a curated record. Bases 520 to 933 code for a protein of 137 amino acids.